Molecule: messenger RNA, 2971 nt
Organism: Rubroshorea leprosula
Lineage: Eukaryota; Viridiplantae; Streptophyta; Magnoliopsida; Malvales; Dipterocarpaceae
Source: the annotation of a GenBank genome assembly
AUACCUAAAGAAAUUAAUUUUUUUGAAUGCAUUAUAUCAAUGUGGAUUAUAUCAAUGUGGACUUGGCGACGCAGCUAGGGGCGGUGGCGGAGAAUGACAAUGAGGUGAUUCAACGAAUUGAGGAGAUGGAGGUUAGAGAUCAAAGUGCAAAGAGGAUUAUGGUAAACUGUGAGGUUGAGGCCGGUGGGAAGGGAUUGAGGAGGACUGUAUCAGACCACUGCCCUAUAGUGUUAAAAAACGAGCAGGUCGACUGGGGUCCAAAGCCGUUCAGAUUUUUGGAUGCUUGGUUGGAACAACCGGGAUGCAAGGAGGUGAUUACGAGUGCAUGGUGUGACAACGAGGUGGAGGGUUGGAAUAGCUUUAAAAUUAAAGAAAAGAUGAAAAGAACAAAGAAGGCGCUAAAGGAGUGGAGUGGCAAAACCAACAGGGAGAUGGAUGAAAGAAUAAGGAAAGCAGAGUUAGUGAUCGCUUCAGUUGAUGAGAAAGGAGAGCAACACCAGUUGUCAGAUAAUGAUAUUGAACUGAGGAGGAACAGUUUUAUUGAAUUACGGAGCAAGAAUGGAGGAAAUAGUAUCCGGAUAAAUGGGGAGCAGCAUACAGGAGUGGAGGAAAUAAAGCGAGAGAUUGCUAAGUACUUCCAAGAUUUGUUUACAGAAGAAAAAUGGAGGAAACCAAAGCUAGAUGGAAUAUGCUUUAGGCAAAUCACAAAGACCGAUAACGAGCUCCUUACGGCUGCUUUUUCGAAACAAGAGAUUAAAGAAGCAAUAUGGAAUUGCGAUCCAUCCAAAUCACCAGGACCAGAUGGAUUCAACUUCAGAUUCAUCAUAACAAUGUGGGAUGUUACAAAAGACGAUAUAUUCAACUUUGUGCUACCUAAGGUGAUUGGGGAGCAACAGAUGGCUUUUAUUGAAGGAAGGCAAUUAGUGGAGGGAGCAGUGAUAGCAAAUGAGAUUAUUGAUGAAGUCAAGAGGAAAAAGAAGAAGGGUUUUCUAUUUAAAGUCGACUUCGAGAAAACCUACAAUAAGGUAUGCUGGGAAUUCAUUGAAUAUAUGAUGACGAGAAUGGGAUUCUGUGCAACCUGGAGGAAGUGGAUACAGGAGUGCUUGAAUUCAAGCUCGGUGUCUAUUCUUAUCAAUGGCAGCCCGAUGAACCAAUUCCCGGUUAACAAAGGCAUCCGUCAAGGAGAUCCAUUACCUCCUUUUUUAUUCUUGAUAGUGGCAGAGAGACUAAAUGGACUAGUGGCAUCGGCUGUGGAGAAGGAGAGGUAUAAAGGAGUGGUAAUUGGGAAUGGAGAUGUGAUGGUCACGCACCUUCAAUUCGCGGAUGACACAAUCUUCUUUAGGGAUGCAACGGAAGACAAUAUUUGGGUGAUCAAAUGUAUCAUGAGGACAUUCGAGUUAGCCUCAGGAUUGAAGAUUAAUUACAGAAAGAGCCAGCUGAUGGGUGUGGGAGUUGAUCAAAAUUGGUGCGCUAAAAUGGCAUAUCAAUUGUGCUGCAAGGAAGGGAAAUUACCAUUUAGGUAUUUGGGAAUAGCAAUUGGAGGGAAUCAUAGAAGAAGAGCUAUGUGGCAGCCGAUGGUGGAGUCUGUUAGAAAGAAGCUAGCCAGCUGGAGGGGUCGAUUUCUAUCUAUGGGAGGCCGCAUCACGCUCAUCAAUUCAGUGCUGUCAAGUCUGCCAGUGUUCUUGAUGUCCAUCUAUGUUAUCCUGAAAGAGGAUGGAGGUUUAGGAGUGAGGGACUUGAGGAAAUUCAACUUGGCAUUGAUGGGAAAAUGGUGGGGAAGGCUUGCAGAAAAUGGGGAGGGUAUGUGGAAAAAAAUUAUUGUUGAGAAGUAUGGAAAGGGAGGGGGUCAUUGGCAGGACUGGUUAGAUGAAAAUAGAGGAGUAGGAUCAUCUUGGUGGAGGGAUGUGGGUGGUAUAAACACAAUGGAUGGGGGCAGCAAUGGAUGGCUAAAAGAGGGAUUUAGGGUUAAUAUUAGGGAGGGUAACACGGUCAGUUUCUGGUGGGAUAAAUGGAGGGGAGAGGAGUGUCUAGCGAAUAUGUUUCCAAGAUUGUAUCUGUUAUCUACAGAGAAGAUGAAGAUGUGCAGCGAAAUGGGUAGCAGAAUUAACGGUUUGUGGGAGUGGAACUUAACAUGGAGAAGGAAGUUGUUUGAAUGGGAAGAGGAGGAGGCAAUGGAAUUACACAACAUGAUUCAAAGAGUGCAGACUUCACAAGGAUGCAUGGAUAGCUGGGAGUGGACCCACAGCAAGGAUGGCCAAUAUUCAACAAAAUCAGCAUACGCAAUUUUAGCAAAAGAGGAGAGGGAAGCAACAGAAAUUACAACCUUCUCAAGAAUUUGGAACUCUGUCCUACCAAACAAAAUUUCGGCAUUCAACUGGCAAUUACUACAAGACAGGAUUCCAACUAAAAUGAACCUGCUGACAAGAGGGAUAAUCAAAGACAUCCAAGACUGCAAGUGCGGAAUAUGUGGGGAGGAAGAAGAGGACACAAAGCAUCUGUUUCUGAAAUGUAACAUGGUCCGAUGGUUAUGGACGGCUUGUGCAAAAUGGUGGGGUAUUAAAGUUACACUGGAAGCGGACUGCUGGAAUACCUUUCAAGUUGAUGGAAGAGAACCAAAAGAGAAAUGUAUUAGAGAUGGAUGGGAUUGCAUUUGGAAUUCUCUAGUGUGGACAGUGUGGAUGGCCCAAAAUCAAAAAACAUUCCAAGGCAAAGAGAUUAACCGGGAGAAGCUGCUGGAACUCAUCCAAUUAAAGUCGUUCCAUUGGAUCACAGCAAAAAAAGAAAGGUAUGCCUUCACUUUAACGGACUGGUUUAUUAAUCCAGUUGCAUGCUUGAAAGAUUGCCAUAGGAAAAGAAAGGUACCAGUUAAUUAAUCUAUGGGAGGGGAGGGUAUUGAUGAUAUCUGGAAGGUCUGGAUAUGUUUUUUGCUUAGAUGGAUUGAAGUGCUGUGUAAUAAGGGCUCUUUAAGGCU